This is a messenger RNA of Colletotrichum destructivum, 1842 nucleotides long. RefSeq lists its product as uncharacterized. Bases 1 to 1842 code for a protein of 613 amino acids. The transcript is spliced from 3 exons. The record is from RefSeq and is a predicted model, not a curated record. Lineage: Eukaryota; Fungi; Ascomycota; Sordariomycetes; Glomerellales; Glomerellaceae.
AUGGCAACCCAGGCCGGCCAGUCCGGUGGUAACAGAUCCCAAUCCGAAGUCGCCCGAAUGAUCACUGUCCUCAACGACCAGAUCUACACGGAUCCUACUAGCGACAUUUCAGAUGAUCCCAAUUCCGAAAUCAUGGUCCAACCCCUGGGAGCUUGGAAGACGUUGAAGCUUUACAACAGAGCCUGCUGCCGGUAUAAACUACACAUGCUUGAUCGCCAUCACUACGCCACGAAGUCCGUCCGCCAGGGACACUUAUCGGCUCCCGAACCGGAGAAGGACGAAGUCCACAGCCUUUCUGGUACCAAGUCAAUGAAAACCAUCGAAUACCCAAAGACAAUUGGUCAGGCCGUUCUCGAAGCCCUCGAAGCCUUGCCUCACGACCUGGUACUCGACAACGUGGCUCUGGCCCUCGCCCUCAUCUGGUGCCGGCUGAUGGACGAGGUCGACUUCUAUCCUGAGCUGCUCGUCAAAAGGUUCAUUCUGCCGCAGACAUUUCCUGGCUCCCCCGAGCCGAUGCCCGCCGGUCGCGGCCACAGAGCCCGUAACGUACCGGCUGUAUGGGAUGUCCUUCUUCUCGAUGAUAUCCAUACCAUUGGACUCCCUUCCUACCGCAACAAUGCCAGGUUGGGCGAGAAGUGGGUAGGACCCCUUUUCUGUCACCACCUCUUUCACGAGCAUUGGAUUCCCGAGCGCAACAUGAACAGCUCCGUCUUCAGCAGUAUGACGGCCCCCUUUUACCGAGUCGACGUUCUUCACUCCUACCAACCGCCCGAGUCGUCGAACCUCAAUAGCCUAUUUUGGUGUGCACCGGCCAAUGUCGUCCAGUCGCGUUAUUCAACCAUCGCCUUCGUCGACAAUGCCGUCCCCGAACCCCCCCAAGUUGACGGGCUCGCAUUCCAGAACAACAUCGUUUUCAAUCCCGCCGGGUACUUUCCAUCGAUCCCAUGGGGUCUCUGGAAGAACGAGUUCCUUGAGCGAGUCGCCAGCGCAGCAAAUGGCGGCAAGAGUCUGGCGGAAAUCGGCUUCAACCAGAACAGUAUGCUUCCUGAGUGGGACGGCAUGGACCAAAAGUUUGUCAGAGGAGGCCCAACUAUCUCACCCCUUGACAAUAACCAAGUUAGUUCCAAUGCCUCUGUUACCAAUUUGGGUUCCGAGGACGAGGAACCCGAUGAGCAAGAGGAACCAGCGGAACCAGAUGAGCCCGAUGAGCAAGAGGAAUCAGUGAUUCCAGGGGAGCCCGUCGAACAAGAAGAACCAGUGGAACCUGAGGAGCCUGUCGAACAAGAGGAACCAAGGCGGUCCGUGGAAUUCGUCGACAGACAGUACGUGGACGAGCUUUUCCGAAUUGCCCAAGUCCAUUUCAUGAUACCCCCUCUUCAUUUCAGCGACUCGAUGAAGCCCAUCAUCAGUCUCGUUGCGAAGCAUUACGAAGCCCCAGACAACAUUACGCGGGACGAAUUCGAUAUGGAGUUUGGGUAUGCCGUGGAAACGUUCAAGGAGCUCUAUGAUGCAGUGGAAUAUAUAGUCGAUGACAUUCCGUUGGCGGAGGAAGAUUUCGAAACGAGAGUGGUCGACUCAGUUGCCGCUCUCCUUGGACUGGAACCCAACGCUGGCAUUAACGGUAUCAAGGAGGUGAAUGCCGAUCUGGCUGCCAAGCUUGAUGCCAUUCGGUGGCAAGCAACUCACGACAUCGACGGGGUCAGUUUUGCCGAUGACUCUUAUUUCAAAGAGCGCCUCGAUGAGGUUCUCGGCCAUCCUACUAUGGAGGUCUAUGAUUCUCUCUUUGCGCUGCAACAAGCCUACGAGUCGUUGAAGGAUGUAGUCCCUUCGUCCGAAGUCUAA